Molecule: messenger RNA, 1935 nt
Organism: Pieris macdunnoughi
Lineage: Eukaryota; Metazoa; Arthropoda; Insecta; Lepidoptera; Pieridae
Source: the annotation of a GenBank genome assembly
AUGAAGUGGCUAAUUGUGGCUAUUCUUGUGAUUACAUGCGAAACAAUUUCGGCUGCUUUUGCGCCUCCUGGGUCGUGUCCAGCCGUAUGUAUGUGUAAAUGGAAGGGUGGUAAACAGACGGUGGAGUGUGUGGAUCGGGCUUUAAUCACGGUCCCCGAGCCUGUGGACCCCGCGACUCAAGUGUUGGACCUUUCAGGAAACAAUUUACAAAUACUGCCACAGGAGGCUUUCGCCAGGACGGGACUCGUUAAUUUACAAAGAGUGUAUUUAAGAAGUUGCAAUAUCGGGCAAAUUAACGACCGUGCGUUUAAAGGUCUCACGAAUUUAGUGGAGUUAGAUCUUUCGAAUAACUUGCUUACGCAAAUACCAUCGUAUAGUUUUAAGGAUGCUCCAUUUCUUAGAGACCUUGCUUUGGCACAUAAUCCUAUUUUAAAAAUACAUUCUGAUGCCCUUAACAACCUUGGCAGCUUAGUGAAACUUGACCUAUCGCGGUGUGAGAUAAGAGAUAUAGCUGCCGACGUAUUUAGGAAUCUACAUUCCUUGGAAUCUUUAAAACUGAAUGGUAACAAUCUCCGAGAGUUACCAUUGAGUUCUUUAGAAAAGCUCGAGAAAUUAAGAGUAAUUGACCUAUCAGAAAACCCUUGGAUAUGUGACUGUCGUUUAAGAGAUCUUAAGAUGUGGCUCGCGAAUCAUAAAUUAUUUUCUAGUCCUUCUUGCUCAGCACCACCUAGAUUGGUGGAUAAAGCUUUCUCCGAACUAUCUCUUGACGAAUUUGCAUGCAAGCCGGAAAUCUUACCUGUGAGUAGACAUGUUGAAGCUUCAGUUGGAGAAAAUACCACUGUAAUAUGUAAAACGGAAGCUGUACCAAGCGCUAACAUACAUUGGUAUUGGAAUGGCCGACUUUUACAAAACGGCAGUAAUUUUAAUUCACAUCAAAGUAUAUACAUUUUCGAAGCAGGUGAAGCAAAAAAGAGAUCUUCGUUAGUUUUAACGAAUACACAGGAGACAGAUUCUACGGAGUUUUACUGUGUCGCAGACAAUAAGGGUGGAAAUGCAGAAGCAAACUUUACAGUUCACGUCACACAAAUGCCAAUGGCAUCUUUAGGUAGCGCUCAAAUAGCUAGUUUGGGAGCGGCAUUAUUCUUAGUUAUUAUUGUAAUUUCUUUGGGACUUCUUAUUACAUUUGUACGAUUCCGUCCUGUGACCGCAUCGGAAAGCAAAACACCGAAUACUUUAGACAGAGUGGUCUCUGGGAAUGAAGUACAUCCAACUGUUAAUGAUAGACCACAUGUUGCAGUUUUAGCUAAUCGACAAGAAACUACGAAUUAUGAUGAGAGAAAAUGCCAUUCUAUAACAAAACCUCCACGAACGAAUGAUAUUCCAUAUACAACAAACCAUUAUGAAGGUCGUGGCAGUAUAGUUACCACUGGAGGGACCGUGGCAGUCUCUCCUACUAUUUCGGGGGGAAUCGAUCCAGAUCUUAUAAACGAUACCCGGCCAGAUAGCGUAACUAGACCUGAGAGUGGCGAAUAUGCCCGUGAGGCAUCUGACUCCUUAUAUCCAUCGGGCCUCUGGGAUCAGAUUAAAAUGAACCAAGCGAAUAACUUAGCACGCGCUGUUAGUUCGGCCAUCCCAGCAUAUUACAAUGAUCGGACUCCCAUAAUAGAAAAUAGUAGCGUAAAUGGUUCUCAAGAAGAAUUAGGCUAUACAAGUAGAACGUUUCCACGUUCGCAUGCCUUAACAACUGUCCCUACAGCACCGGGCGAUGGUCCUUAUCCGCCUGACUAUGGCUUGCCAGUUGGAUCAGCGCGAACAUUACGUGUUUGGCAACGUGCCCCGCCUGUACUUCCACCCGUAUCGGCCUUAAAGAGAGUGUUAACUAUAACUAGGCCUUCAGAGGAUAGUUUUCACGAUGGCUGUGCCACAGAUGUUUAG